Molecule: messenger RNA, 492 nt
Organism: Fusarium graminearum PH-1
Lineage: Eukaryota; Fungi; Ascomycota; Sordariomycetes; Hypocreales; Nectriaceae
Exons: 5
Coding region: 1-492 (163 amino acids)
Source: RefSeq, a predicted model, not a curated record
AUGACCCUUUCAUUGUCCCAAGUCUUUCAUGUCAUCAUUACGAUCAUGGCGAUUAUUUGGAUUCGAUACAACAAUGGAUUCUCUGGAGGACUGUUUACCCUGGACCACGGAGAAAUAAGACCUCACUGGAUGGUCCAGGAUGUUGAGGCUCGGCGCAUGUUAGAGUGUCCAUGGAGAGUGCUAGGCAACUUAGCCGAGACCUACAAACGUGGGGAAGCGACAAAUGACAUGGGCAAACAAACAUUCACAUCCAUUAACGGUCCUAUUGCACUUUUCCGCGGGCACACAGAACAGAGCAACACAAGAUCGCAAUACUGUAUCAAUCUUACUGUGACGACUGUCAAAUCAAUUACAGUUGAGCUUAUCCCUCCCCAGGAUGGACGACCCCUUGGAAAGUGGUCUGCCACGGAGAUGACGAGGCCGGAAGACGGCAUCGCAUCGCAUCGGGAUGUGGGUACCGCUCACUACAUUGUCGCUUGCGACGUGACGUGA